This is a messenger RNA of Leptosomus discolor (cuckoo roller), 527 nucleotides long. Lineage: Eukaryota; Metazoa; Chordata; Aves; Leptosomiformes; Leptosomidae. The record is from RefSeq and is a predicted model, not a curated record.
GUUGGCCCAAGGACUGCAGCGAGAUCUCCGCUGGCAGCCCCAGCGGCGUCUACGUCAUCCAACCCAUGGGUCUGCACCUCAUCGUGGUGUACUGCGAAAUGAACGUGACGGACGGGGGCUGGACGGUCAUCCAGAGGAACCAGCAGAGCACGGAGAUCACCUGGGCCGAGUCCUGGAGCACCUACAAGUACGGCUUUGGGAAACUGCACACCGAGUACUGGCUGGGCACCGAGUACAUCCAUCAGAACUCCAAGCAGAAGGUCUACCAGGUCAGGUUUGUCAUCUGGGAUGCCGCAAACAACGCCAAGUUUGCAGACUACAACCUCUUCAGUGUGGAAGAUGAGUCCCAGGGCUACCGGCUGAGGCUGGGAGCGUACUCAGGGACAGCAGAGGAUGCCAUGGCCUCAAAGAGUCCCAGCACCACGCAUGACAACAUGAAGUUGUCCGCGAAAGAUCUGGCUCAGGACACUUGGCCUCCAGCAACGGGGGCGGGUGGUGGUACUCGGCGUGCUAUUCUGUACGGCUGA